Enhydra lutris kenyoni (northern sea otter) is the source of this 3835-nucleotide messenger RNA. It is a transcript of the gene FHIP2B, whose product is annotated as family with sequence similarity 160 member B2. Lineage: Eukaryota; Metazoa; Chordata; Mammalia; Carnivora; Mustelidae. The record is from RefSeq and is a predicted model, not a curated record. The coding region runs from base 41 to 2257 and encodes 738 amino acids. The transcript has 17 exons.
CCACCGCCGCCCGGGAGCCGAGCUGGGCCGGGCCGCCACCAUGCUGAGCCGGCUCGGGGCGCUGCUGCAGGAGGCCGUGGGGGCGCGGGAGCCCAGCAUUGACCUGCUGGAGGCCUUCGUGGAGCACUGGAAGGGCAUCACGCACUACUACAUUGAAAGUACAGAUGAAAACACCCCCGCCAAGAAAACGGAUAUCCCCUGGCGGCUGAAGCAGAUGCUGGACAUCCUGGUGUACGAGGAGAGGCAGCAGACGGCAGCUGGCGAGGCUGGGCCCUGUCUGGAGUACCUACUGCAGCACAAAAUCCUGGAGACCCUGUGCACACUGGGCAAGGCUGAGUACCCCCCAGGGAUGCGACAGCAGGUGUUCCAGUUCUUCAGCAAGGUUCUGGCCCAGGUACAGCACCCGCUCUUGCAUUACCUCAACGUCCACAAGCCUGUGCAGAAGCUUCUCCGACUUGGUGGGACAGUUCCUGGAUCCCAAACAGAAAAGGAGGAGGUACAGUUCACCACCGUGCUCUGCUCCAAGAUCCAACAGGACCCAGCCCUGCUCACCUACAUCCUGGAAGGCAAAAAGAUGGUCAGUAGGAAGAAGUCAUCCAAAGAGCCCACCACCCUGCCUAGAGAGGCCGCCAGUGUGCAGGACAAGGACCACUCCUGCAGCAAUGCUCCUGACAUGAGUCCGUGCAGGGCCCGGGACUUGAGCUCACAGCUGCCUGCUGAGACAGAGGAGCCAGAAGGAGCGGUUGGGGAAAGCAACCUCAUCACCGCGCUGAUCGGGCUGUGCAAGAGCAAGAAAGGUCGGGUGGCUCUGAAGGCGCAGGAGAACCUGCUGCUCCUGGUAAGUGUGGCUUGGCCUGCCGCUGCCGCCUACCUGGUGCAGAGCAGCCCUUGUUGCCGUGUUGUCGCCGAGCACCUCUGCCAGCUGUACCAGUCCCUGCCCCCCUUCCUGGACCCAGCGGACAUUGCUGCACUAGAGGGCAUCAGCUGGAGGUUGCCCAGUGCCCCAUCUGAUGACGCUUCCUUCCCUGGCAAGGAGGCCUUGGCUGCCUUUUUGGGCUGGUUUGAUUACUGUGACCACCUCAUCACAGAGGCACAUACGGUGGUUGCCGAGGCCUUGGCAAAGGCUGUGGCUGAGAAGUUUUUCGUGGAGAUUCUGCAGCCCCACCUCCUGCAUGUCUCUGAGCAGAGUGUCCUGACCUCCACCGCCUUGCUCACGGCCAUGCUGCGUCAGCUCCGCUCCCCUGUGCUGCUGCGAGAGGCUGUGGCUUUCCUCCUGGGCACAGACCCACAGCCUGCAGCCCCUGACGACGGCCCCCGCACUCUGUGUGCUCACCUCAUCGGGCACUGCGACCACCUCUCGGACGAGAUCAGCAUCACCACCCUGCGGUUAUUCGAGGAGCUGCUGCAGAAGCCGCAUGAGCAGGUCAUCCACGGCCUGGUCCUGUGCAACCUGGAGGGCCGCCAUUAUGUGGCCCGGGGCUCACCCGAGCCCGAGAGCUACGAGGACACCCUAGAUCUGGAGGAAGACCCCUACUUCACAGACGGCUUCCUCAACUCCAGCUUUCAGCCCUCCACAAAGCCUCCCCCAGCCCCUGCCACCAACUCGGAUGGCAAAACAGCAGUGACUGAGAUCGUCAACAGUUUCCUCUGCCUGGUUCCUGAGGAAGCCAAGACCUCAGCUUUCCUAGAAGAGACCGGAUAUGACACAUACGUCCAUGAUGCUUAUGGACUGUUCCAGGAGUGCAGCUCCCGAGUUGCCCCUUGGGGCUGGCCCCUGGGCCCCACACCCCUGGACCCUCAUGAGCCUGAACGGCCUUUCUUUGAGGGUCACUUCCUCCGAAUGCUGUUUGACCGCAUGUCCCGGAUUUUGGAACAGCCAUACAGCCUGAACCUGCAAGUGACCUCAGUCCUGUCCCGGCUUGCCCUCUUCCCCCACCCCCUUAUCCACGAGUACCUCCUGGAUCCCUACAUCAACCUGGCCCCUGGCUGCAGGAGUCUGUUCUCUGUGCUCGUCAGGGUGAUCGGGGACUUGAUGCAGAGAAUUCAGAGGGUACCCCAGUUCUCGGGCAAACUGCUCCUGGUGCGCAAGCAGCUGAUGGGUCAGGUCCCUGGGGAGCAGCUGGACCACCAGACUCUCCUCCAGGGCGUGGUGGUUCUUGAGGAAUUCUGCAAGGAGCUGGCUGCCAUCGCUUUUGUCAAGUUCCCCCCACAUGGUCCUCACCCGCACCUCUCCCCUCCCCGAGAAGGGCACGUCUGAGCCAGGAGCAGGACAGGAAGGGAGACUUCUGUGCACACCUCGACCCAAGAGCCGCCUCCCACCUGGCACCGCCGCCACUGCCUGCCUCCCAGGCUGGGACUUGGCUCCAUGUUCUCUGCAUCCCAGGCACCUCUGCCUCUGGGGAGGCCUGGGCUUCCGCUCCCAGGUGGUCUCAGAAGAUCCUGGCCUGUCAGCCACACGAGACUGGUUUUAGGGAGUGGGUCUCCAAGGUACCAGAAGCCAAGGAGCAAAAGAGAUGGCCUCCCAGACAGCAUGGUGUCCUCGGGGCCCUCUCAGGGGAGCUGGGUAAUCGCCAGGUGAGCACCCAGACCCAAACCCUCACGUGUUCUGUGCCUGACCCCCAAGUCUACGGGCCAUUCAUGGCCAGGGCCAAGGCCUGUGGCUCAGUUCCAGGGCACAGAGAGGAGUGAGUGAUGGCUCUGAGGCUGGUUACGACUCACAAUGGUGAGUCUCUUGGUAAGCCAAGAGAGAUGGGGACGAAGGAGCCCUGUCUCUGUCAUGCCGGGUACCACAGACACUACUGAAACUUGACAUUUUUUCUCCUGCCUUCUUGGCUUAAUCCGUGGCGAAGGGGCAGUGGAUGGCAGGGGAAGCCCACUCUCCCUGCCCAGCCCUCCUGGAGACUGUUGCAAAAUUCCCAACCGCCUCAUGGCCGAGAGCCAGAGCGUGCUCCGAGCCUGGGCGGGGGCAGCUGCUAAUGAGCGCCUUGGUGCGACUGCAGCCAGGGCGGCAGAGGGCUUGGGAAGGGGGGGCAGGGGGCUGGGUGCCAGGCUCCAGCUCCAGCUGGUUUUCUCCCUGGCGCCUCUGAACCCGUCUCGGCAGGUCCUCGACACCUGGGCAGAGGGGCUUGGAGACUGGGGGAGGCCAGGCCCGGCCCUCAGCCCUCCACCCAGCCUGCAGCGUCCUCGAUGGACUCCUCUCCCCAGGAAGCUGGGGAGCUUGGGACAGACCGCAGCCAGGAUGCCCACCUGACCCCAGGCCCCCAAGGCCUGGAGGGGAGGCGCUGGGGCCCGGCAGCCAGUCGUAGUGUUGUUCUCCCUGUGUGCCCUUCAUGGCUGGGGCUGCCACCCCACCCGGCCUGAAUCUGUUUCAACCUGCAGGAACACACAGGCGGCGCCAGGCAUUACCUCACAGCGGGACUGCAGCUGCUGGCUUCGCUCCUGGGCAAGGAGGAGCAGGCCAGGGCCCCUUUCGCUUCCUUUUCCUGCCUGUGCCGCUUCUAGAAGCCAGCCGCAGGUUGCCAGGAGGUGAAAUGGAAGAGGAGGAACUCGGUGACCUCUCCCUCUCCUGCAUUCCUCCAAGCUGGGGAGGACGCGGCCGCGGCUCUGAAGGACACCGUGCAUGUGUGUGCAUGUGUGUUUGCACACGUGGGUGUUGGCGUGGGACAGGAGAGCACAGCUCACAGGGCACACUGGGUCUGAACUCCUCAAGUCCGAAAACGGCUGAGCAUCCGGUCCCAGAUACUCCCCUCCUCCCUCCCCUUCAGCAUUUGCCCUUGUGUCCCCCUGAGACGUGCCCCCAGACGACACAGCAAUAAAAGGUUUGCAUAGACACAGC